Pangasianodon hypophthalmus (striped catfish) is the source of this 6585-nucleotide messenger RNA. RefSeq names its product kinase suppressor of ras 1a (gene ksr1a). Gene Ontology annotation, molecular function: ATP binding; protein kinase activity. Bases 615 to 3173 code for a protein of 852 amino acids. The transcript is spliced from 19 exons. Gene Ontology annotation, biological process: protein phosphorylation. The record is from RefSeq and is a predicted model, not a curated record. NCBI's taxonomy places the organism in Eukaryota, Metazoa, Chordata, Actinopteri, Siluriformes, Pangasiidae.
CUAAAGCUAGCUGCUGUGAUACAUUGUCAGCUAAUUUAUACUAACCUACUGACAAACUGAUUAAAAAAAAAAAGAACAUAAAUAUGACUGUUUGUGCUAGCUACAAGGCCUCCAGUUUGGGCCUCCAUGUUUGUCCAAAUUUUUGUGAACAGAAUUUUGAGCUGGAAUUGAGAAAGGUACACGUGAAGCUGCGUGGACUAUGGACUGCUGAUCUGAUCUGCAGUUUUCUGAAUGAACCAGCACUAUCCAUCACAUUUCCUACCUAGGGAGCUGCCUUCCAACUGGAACACAGUGCAUGCACCUCAGGUUCACCAGUAGUUCAUGAGAUCAUACAGAUGGCACGUGAUAGCGUUAGUAUUACCAACACCCACCUAAUGACUUCUCAGACAGAACCUCUUAGUCUGAGUGCUUCAGAGCUUAGUCAGCUUAGCGCAAAGAGCUAACUCAAAUCAGUGAUCCGCAAGGCAAGUUGCCGUCCACGUGCCGCACCAUGGUGUCACCCCGACCUCAAGGACAGGGUCGUGUCACACCACUGUGCUCUGUGUGUCUUUUAAAGAUCAGACUGCAGUACUGAAGCGCUGCCUGUGAAGUUGUCAUUGGAUGCCUUGCUGCAGAUGCCCGGUGCUCAGGUGCGAGAGACCAUGAGGAGCCUGGGAGCCUCUGCGGAGGAGUGUGUUCGGCUCUGCGCUGCCCUCUCCUGCUUAAAGAGCGCCACCGAAUCAGGAGAGUGUAGUGAGGACGGAGGCUGCUGGUUUUCUGAGCCCACUCGACGCGACAGCGGAGGUCUCACCCCAGCGGACCAGAUCCCAUUACUUGGAAGUCUGACACGCCCUCAUAGCCCCUCCCCUCUUGCCCGACCUCCUACCACGCCCACCACACCCACCGUGCCCACCACACCCCUCGUCCCAUGCUUUCACUCACGCCAUCUCCCGCCCAACCCCGAGGCCCACAUCUACCACGGCUAUGCGGAGAGCUUAACAGACCCGAGUCCAUAUUACUCGUCCUGGCCUAUCCGUGUCCAUGGACACUCCUCCACCCCGCCCAUAACCCCACCCUCAAAGAGGAGGCACCGUCUGAAGCCACCCUGCACGCCGCCGCCGCCGUCACGCAAGGUACUCCACGUCCUGCCCAACAUCACCCUGACACGCAGCAAGAGCCACGAGAGCCAACUGGGCAACCGUAUCGAGGACACACCCACCAGCAAGUGUGGGAAGAAGAAUAAGCUGUUCCUGAAUGUCCAGAUUAACGGCAAUGCUUGUGAUGAUUCGCCGUCUCGCUCUCCACUGCUUUCUGCCCGGACACAUGGCGCUGUGCCAGCUACUGCCCCCUACACCCUCCCGGGAACACCCACGCUGCUGGAGGAACAUGGAGGCCUGAGGAAUAACAUCGCAGUCCAUCGGAGCUCUCCGCAGGCAGUGAGGAGAGACAUCGGCCUGGCUGUCACUCACAGGUUCUCCACCAAGUCAUGGCUCUCGCAGACGUGUCAAGUGUGCCAGAAGAACAUGAUCUUCGGAGUGAAAUGCAAACACUGUAGGUUAAAGUGUCACAAUAAAUGCACGAAAGAGGCUCCUUCCUGUCGAAUAUCAUUCCUUCCUAUCACAAAGAUCCGGAGGACAGAGUCUGUGCCGUCGGAUAUCAACAACCCUGUGGAUCGACCGGCCGAGGCGCCGCAGUUUGGCACGUUACCAAAGGCAAUAACCAAGAAGGAUCAUCCGCCUGUGCUGAAUCAGCUGGACUCCAGCAGUAACCCCUCGUCCACCACGUCCUCCACCCCGUCAUCUCCUGCCCCGUUCCAGCAGAGUAAUCCGCCCAGUGCCACCCCGCCCCCCAACCCUUCACCCAAAAACCACCGGGACAACCGCUUUAACUUCCCAGCUGCCUUCUACUUUCAGCAUAGACAGCAGUUUAUCUUCCCCGAUGUCUCCAGUUCCAACACGCUUCACCCAGAAGGCCUACCAGACACAGUGAAUGAGACAGACCCAUCAGAGGAGGAUGUGCACGCUGAGCUGGCUGAGCACGAAGACGGAGAAGAGGAAGAGGAAGAUGAGGAAGCGGAAGCAGAGGAGCAAGACGACGCGAGCGUAGAGGAGGAAGACGGGCAGGAGGAAGCUGAGGAAGAGGAGGAGGAGGAGGUGAGCUUUGAAGAGACAAACGGAGGCUCAGAUGUUGAAGGAGACGGAGACGAGCUGGAUGAUCUGCCCAGCGCAAGAGGCAGCGGCCCCUGGAAGGGUCCUGUCUCACGCAAGGCCAGUCAGACCAGCGUCUACCUGCAGGAGUGGGACAUCCCUUUUGAGCAGCUUGACCUGGGUGAGCUGAUCGGCAAGGGCCGCUGGGGACGGGUACACCGGGGCCGCUGGCAUGGCGAGGUGGCCAUCCGCCUGCUCGAGAUUGAUGGCAACAAUCAGGACCACCUCAAGCUUUUCAAGAAGGAGGUGAUGAACUACAGGCAGACACGCCACGAGAACGUGGUGCUCUUCAUGGGGGCCUGCAUGGCACCACCACACCUCGCCAUCAUCACCAGCUUCUGCAAAGGCCGGACAUUGUACUCUGUUGUGAGAGAUGCAAAGAACACACUGGACAUCAACAAGACGAGACAGAUUGCUCAGGAGAUUGUGAAGGGAAUGGGUUACUUGCAUGCGAAGGGCAUCGUUCACAAGGACCUGAAAUCGAAGAACGUCUUUCACGACACCAACAAAGUGGUAAUCGCUGACUUUGGCCUUUUUGGGAUCUCAGGAGUGGUUCAGGAGGGAAGGCGAGAGAACGAGCUGAAGCUUCCUCACGGCUGGAUUUGUUAUCUGGCCCCGGAGAUUGUGCGCAAGAUGAGCCCCGGCAACAACGAGGACCGCUUGCCCUUUUCCAAUGCAGCUGAUGUGUACGCCUUUGGCACUAUUUGGUACGAGCUGCAAGCGAGGGACUGGCCGAUCACCAACCAGCCAGCGGAGGCCACCAUCUGGCAGGUGGGCAGCGGAGAAGGCAUCAAGAAAGUGCUGGCGGAGAUCAGCCUGGGCAAAGAAGUAACGGAGAUCCUGUCAGCCUGCUGGGCGUACGACCUGCGCGAGCGGCCCACGUUCACACAGCUGGCUGACAUGCUGGAGAAACUGCCCAAGCUCAACCGCAGGCUCUCGCACCCUGGACACUUCUGGAAAUCCGCAGAAAACUACACUAACAUCUGACCUUGUUUUCAUAUUAAUAAACAUCCUUUUCCCUUCUGAUUUGCCUGUUAACAACCUAACCUCUUGCUCUUCUCUCUUCUGUCUGACGUUCCUGUUCACCGUCCUUUAGGUUGUAGCUGAAACACUAAAGCAAUGCAAAACAAAAAGCCCCGGAUCUGCCUUGCAUGCGUCCUGAAAUAAAGAACUCGUGGACUCCGAGCAGAAACGAGACGCACUUCCUGCUCCCAACGUUCCGCCGUGUGAUCUUCCGCCUUUGCUUGCUGUCCUUGGAGAGGAGUGCGCUUUGGCAAUGCACGGAUACUGAGCGACUCUCGUCUCCGCCGUUUCUGAGUAUUCCCUUUGGAGUGUGCGCUGUCAGCCUCUUUCUUCACUCUCUCCUCUCGGCAUCUUGGCCAAAUCUGGACUUAUGAGAUGUAGCGUCUGCCUAGUGGAAUUUUUUUCCUUUUCGUGGCAGCCUGUCCUUCCUCCUUAUUUUGCUAGGACACUUCUUCACUUCUUCUCCCUUGUGACUGGAUGCAUCGCGCCCUUUCUUCCUUUUUCCUACACUUUGUUUUUGGAUUCCGACUCCUUCGACGAUGUGCACUAUUGCUUCUCCGACACACAGGCUCACUAGUCACGGUCUUUCUGCACAGUGACUAUAAAUGCUGUCACACCCUUCGCUGCAUUGUGGUGCCCGAUGACUCAUCAACACCAGAUGUCUUUUAAAGGAUCAGGAUGGCCAGAAUAUAAUUUUAAUCACCCUUACCCAGAAUGUAGUCGAUCAACAAAAACACACUGGCACUGGCACUAGUAAGGGAAGCAAAUAGUCUCCAGUAUGGCAUUGCAUGAAUUGCGUGACUAAAUCAUCACACACUCACCUCAGAAGAUAUUAUUGGCUCCCAUAAACUGCAGAAUGAGUCUGUGUAAAAAACUAAAUAUAUAAUUGUAACUAUUUCAUCAUUCGAAUCCCAAUCAUCUAAUGCACAAUAAGUCAAAAGUCGACGCAUUAAGCUUAAAAUUUGCAGAAUUUUUUCUCAUGCAUUACACAUACAAGAAACUUACAUAAAUCUUGCAUCAAAAGUAAUCUUGUAAACAGUGAUGUGUCCAAAACGUUGCAUUCAGCAGAGGUGAAGAAGUUGCUAAGUCAUAUGGGGAAAAAACAAACAAAAAAAAACAAUGGAUUGAAUGUCUUUAGAUCAAGGCUGUUCAUUUCUGAAUUGUGACCAAAGUGAUUUCAAAGAAAACAACGAAGAAACCAAAUAUAUAUGAAAGGGUUGUAAAAAAAAAAAAAAAAAAAAAAAAGUUUUAUGCAAGAGACUAACGCUUGCUAGCCACAGUAGAAGCUAUAUAGUAAAAAUAGCUUAAUAUUAGCUUAACUACAUAGCUGCUACCAACACUGCUAUCACUGUUAGCUAGGCUAGACACUGAGACACUGACACACUUUUGAUAUAAAGAUAAGAAAUAAAUAUUCUUUAGUUUGUGAAAAAAAAAGCUUAUGUUCAAUGCUAAAGACUAAAGCUAGCUAGCUACAUUAGAAGCUACUGUACAUAGUAAAAUAGCCUAAAUGAUCUUAAUUACUAUUGCUAAAAUAGUAAAAGUAACUACAAACUACUACUUCGAUUUUAAAAGUUACUGUGCUAACAGCUAAGAAACGUUAGUUAAAAUAGUAGCUAGGCUAAACACUUAGACACUUUCCACAGCGUUGACUGUUCUUGUUUGACUAGCUACAAGAUGGCUGCUACUACCUUUUAGCUGUGCAACAAACACGAGACUUAUUUUUUUUUAUAGAUACCAGUGUUUCAUACAAGGUAAAAAAAAAAAAAAAAGAUUAAGAUAUUUUUUUAAGGUGAACAUAUUUAACAACUUAUAAUGUUUGGACAUUAUAUAAAGAUAAAUUACUAUUCUUCAGUUUGAAAAAAAAAUGUUUUGGAGAAUAUUAAACUUAAGCUAGCUAGCUACACUAGAUGUUACAUGGUAAAAAAAAAUAAGCUUGAAACUGGCUUAAUAAUGUGGCUGUUCAACUGCUAAAACAGUUUAAUUAACUACAAACUACCUAAUUUUAUACAUAGCUAUGCUAAGAACAUACUAGUAGGAAAUGUUGGUUAAACCAACUAGCAAUGCUAGCAAGGAAUAAUCAGUUUUUUUUAUUCAAAAUAUUAAACUAGCUAAAUUAGAAGCUACACUAAAAUUAAUAGUAGCUUAACUGUAAUCGGUAAGAUAGUAAAACUAAUUGCAAACUACUUGAUUUUAAAAGUACUACUAGGAAAUGUGAGUUAAACUAGUUAGCUGCUAGACAGCUUUGCUAGCAGCACUGCUGCUGAUGUUCAUGAGUAUCUAGAUCAGCUAUAUCUGUUUGACUAGCUACAAGAUGGCUGCUCCUCUUACUGGGUAUAGUAUAAAGAUUACUCCUUCUAUAAAGAUUCAGAAAGUCUAUUCAUCACCUCAGCAGUUUGAGGUGAGUGUGUGAUUUUUUUUAGUCAUGCAGUUUUCAAGAUGCUAACCUCACCUGUUAGCAAUAUUAGCUGUGUAGCUUCGGUGAAAUGCUAAAAAGCAAGUUUCACACACCAGACAUGUCUUUGUUGAUUAGUUACAUUUGGAUUAGGAGGAAAAAAAUGUGUGAAAUUGUAUUUUUGGCUUGAACUGGUUGUUUAAAAGUAGCAAGGAAGAAAAAAAAAAAAAAGAAAUGCUGGAUGAACCUCCGCCGUGAGUGCUAAAAGGGCCGUGGCCUCACGAGUCAGGGCAAUAAAAUGAAGAUUUUGCUGAAAUAAACGGGAUGUGUGUCUCCGGUAGGAGUGUGUACCUGAGUGUGACAACGAGCCAAAGAGAAGCACUGCUGUUUUCUCAAGUUUUAUUUUCCUCCUCAUGUAGCGUAAAAUGUUUAAUAGUAAUAGGAAGCAGUGACACGGCCUUGUUUCAUUGAGCUAGUAACCGUUACCUCUUGUAAUGUCUGUGUGUGUAGUGAUGUGUGCGUGUAUAUGUGUGUGUAUGUGUGUGUGUGUGUGUGUGUGUGUAUGUGUGUGUGUGUGUCAGGAAUAAUAUGAUGUAAGAAUAAAAGCCUGGAGUGUAUUGUGGUUUGAAAAAUACUGAUGACUUGUAAGAUAUAUGUGUAACAAAAAUUUAUUUAUUGUACAGCGAAUGAACCGAAUUCUUUUCAUAUUUAUAUGGACGUUUUAUAUAUAUUAAUAUAUAAUGUACUACAUUUUGGAAUAUGUAUUGCUCCCCUGUUCCAGAUGUAUAUAUCUCUAUAUUUUUUCAUGUACAAAAAAAUGCUGUAAAAUAGUUGUAAAUUUUUUUUUUUUUUUUUUAGAAUGGGUCAAUACAUGUUCUGUCAUGUACAAAUACAUAUUUUUGUAUUGCAUGUGGCUAUUAUUCUGUAUAUGAUACACGUUUUUCUGUUUUCCUCCUUGAGAAACAAUAAAGCUGUGCUCGCAUU